GCGGCGGUCUCUCCGGCACUUCGCGGAUGGGCCUGUCGAUGCUGCAACCGGCCCCUUGGCGAGCUGCAGUGCUCGGCAUGCUGUGCUUGCUGGUGCUGCUGCUGCAGUCCCGGUCGGCGUCUGGGACGGGGCCUGACUUGCAAGACGACAAAAGCAGCAUGGUUGCGACCCAGGUGUCUGGGCCGGCGCGUGGGAAUCUGCACGACUCCCAGACGUCUGGGACCAGUGCUACAGUCAGUGUUACGACCAGUGCUUCGUCGUCAUUCCGCCUCUCAAAUGAGGUGCUGCCCUCGCACUAUGACAUCUUCUUAGAGACCUACCUGGGCGAUGACAGCGAGGGCUUCAUGUUCAAAGGGCACGUUGUUAUCACGCUGUCGGCGACGGCGCCGGUGCGCGAGUUCCGGCUGCACGCCAAGAACCUGACGGUGGACGAGGAGGCGGUGCAGCUGACGUCGCAGGGGCCGCCGGCGCCGGCGCUGAGGCGCGUGCGGCUGGACACGGACCGCGACUUCCUGGUGCUCCAGCUGGACGGCCCGCUGGAGCCCGGCGCCGCCUACCGCCUGCGGCUCGCCUUCGCCGCCCCGCUGGAGCAGGGCCUAGCCGGCUACUACCGCUCCAGCUAUCGGGACCGCACCUCCGGUGACACGAGGUGGAUGGCGGUGACGCAGUUCGAACCGACCGACGCACGGCGCGCCUUCCCGUGCUUCGACGAGCCGGCCUUCAAGGCGACCUUCAGCAUCGGCCUGGCCCACCACAGGAAGUACAGCGCCAUCUCCAACAUGCCCCUGGUCACCUCGCAGCAGAUGGAGGGGCGCCCCGAGUGGACGGUGGACCACUUCCAGCAGUCGCUGCGCAUGUCGACCUACCUGGUGGCGUUCGUGGUGUCGGACCUGGAGCACGUGGACUCGGCCACGGGCGACAACACGACGCUGUUCCGCGUGUGGGCGCGCCGCGAGGCACUGCUGCAGGCGGGCUACGCCGCCGUCGUGGGCCCCGGCGUCCUCACCUUCUACGAGCGCUUCUUCCAGGUGCUCUACCCGCUGCCCAAGCUGGACAUGGUCGCCAUCCCGGACUUCGCCGCCGGGGCCAUGGAGAACUGGGGGCUCGUAACCUACAGGGAGCGCCUGCUGCUGUUUGACAACGCGGUGUCUUCGGUGCUGGCGAAGCGCGACGUGGCGUCAGUGAUCGCGCACGAGCUGGCCCACCAGUGGUUCGGCAACCUGGUCACCAUGCGCUGGUGGACCGACCUGUGGCUCAACGAGGGCUUCGCCACCUACGUCGCCACGCUCGGCGUCCACGACGCGCACCCGAACUGGAAGACGCUGGAGUCGGACGCGCUUGCCAACAUGCUGACAGUACUCAGGUUCGACGCCUUGGAGACGUCGCACGCACUCUCUGUACAGCUCAAGAACCCCAACGAGAUCUCGCAGAUCUUCGACACCAUCUCCUACAAGAAAGGUUCGUUCCUGAUCCGCAUGAUGUCGGACUUCCUCGGGGAGAUGGUGUUCCGGGACGGGCUGACCAGCUAUCUGCGCAAGCACCGCCUGGACAACGCCGAGCAGAGCGACCUGUGGGGGGCGCUGACGGCCGAGGCCCACCGGCAGGGGGCGCUGCCCGCUGGCGUGACCGUCGAGGCCGUCAUGGACACCUGGACCCUCCAGACGGGCUACCCGCUGCUCACCCUCUCCAGGGACUACCGUACUGACACACUCAGUAUCACACAGGUCAGGUACCUGUCGUACCAACCGUCGGACGUUCGGCGCUCGAACGUCUCGCAAUGCUGGGAGGUGCCGGUGACGUACACGUCGGCACGCGACCCGCACGAGGUGCGCAGAGUGUGGCUGCACUGCGACCGGGGCCGGCCGAACGUGCUGACGCUGCCACUGGAUGCUGCCGAGGGCGACUGGGUGCUGCUCAACGUCCACGCCACCGGCCUGUACCGGGUGCUGUACGACUCGCGUGGCUGGAUGCUGCUGGCCGAGGCGCUGAAGGGCUCCGACCCCAGCAAGUCGGGGAUCGACAGGCUGAGCCGCGCGCAGCUGCUGGGGGACGCCCUCGCGCUGGCGUGGAGCGGCGACCUGCCCUACGAGCACGCCCUCUCCCUGCUCACCUACCUGCAGCGCGAGCCCGACUACCUGCCCUGGAGGGCCGCCUUCUCCGGGCUCUCCAGCAUCUACCGCCUGGUGCGGCGGACCGCCAGCUUCGGCCUGUUCCGGAUGUUCGUGACGCAGCUGAUGGCGGAGCCGAUGAAGACGUGGGUGGACCUGCAGCGGCCGCUGGCGUCGGACGACCUGGAAGGGUUCCUGCACCGCAGGCUGAUGGUGUCGUGGGCGUGCCGGCUGGGCGUGGCCGACUGCGUCCAGCAGGCCACCAAGCUGUUCGCCGACUGGAUGCGACAGCCGGACCCUGACCGGGAGAACCCGGUGCCGGCGGGCCUGCAGUACGAGGUGGUGUGCACGGCGCUGAGGCACGGCGGCGAGGCGCGCUGGCGGUUCGCCUGGGAGCGCUACCUCGCCUCCAACGUGGCCUCGGAGCGCGUCCAGCUGCUGCAGGCGCUCACCUGCGCCCGCGAGCCCUGGCUGCUGCAGAGGUUGUUGGAGUGGUCCGUUCUGGAGGGCUACAGCAUCCGGCCGCAGGACAGUGCGACCGUUUUCUCCGGCGUGGCGCAGAACGAGUACGGUUUCCACAUCGCUGAGGAGUUCUUCUACAGGAACAUCACUCAGCUGCACCAGUUCUACGGCCCCAAGGCGAGCCGCCUGUCCAGGUACGUCAAGGCCAUCGCCGAGGACAUGUACACCGAGCGGGAGCUCAAGGAGUUUGACGACUUCGCGGCGCAGAACGCCGACCACCUGAGGCAGUCUUCGCUGGCGGUGAAGCAGGCGCGGGACAAGAUCACGGUGAACGUGGCGUGGAUGCAGUCACACUACGCGGAGCUGGCCCGCCAGCUGGGGCGGGUCAGCCAGCAGCCGGCGGCGGCGGAGGCGGCGAACCAGUAGCGGCGGCGGCGGAGCGUCGAGUGUGUAUCAGCUGUGUUGUGAUCCCUGACAAAUAAAUUAAUGCCAACACUUUA
Molecule: messenger RNA, 3070 nt
Organism: Schistocerca piceifrons (Central American locust)
Lineage: Eukaryota; Metazoa; Arthropoda; Insecta; Orthoptera; Acrididae
Product: aminopeptidase Ey-like
Exons: 15
Coding region: 27-2996 (989 amino acids)
Biological process (GO): proteolysis; peptide catabolic process
Cellular component (GO): cytoplasm
Molecular function (GO): peptide binding; zinc ion binding; metalloaminopeptidase activity
Source: RefSeq, a predicted model, not a curated record